Molecule: messenger RNA, 225 nt
Organism: Rotaria sp. Silwood2
Lineage: Eukaryota; Metazoa; Rotifera; Eurotatoria; Philodinida; Philodinidae
Source: the annotation of a GenBank genome assembly
AUGUUCCAUAAACUAACAAGUGCCUAUGAAAAAUUAAACGACGAAACGCUUGAAUUCAAUCAAAAACUAGUGCAGAUGAUGAAUGAAACAUUAGGUCCUGGUAUUGGUGCAGUUGAUGAAUAUAAUGAAUGUAUGAAGUCAACAGCUCGCACUUUAAUAGAUUAUGGUCUUGAUCAAUUAAUUGAACAUAUUGAUGAUGACGAAAAUGAACCUUCUUUCGACUGA